AUGGCAAGUCCUACUAGCCCACCAAAGAAAUCUCUGUCAUCUUCUUCAUCGUCAGUCGGCCGUCCACCGGUGAAAUUCACUCGUCGAACAUCCAGCAGUCGUAUAGUGAGUUUAUCUCGAGACGAUGACUUGGAUACAUCAGGAGAUUUCUCUAGCCAAAAUGACUAUAUUAACUACACCGUCCUUAUGCCCCCUACCCCAGACAACCAACCAGGAGGGGCAUCUGGGCCUGCCUCAGACUCCAAACCAGAGGGCGCCACCUCAUAUGGGCCAAGCCGAUUUGGAAAUGAGUCGCGCGGAGGUGGUGGGGGAAGUGGUAACAACGGCAGCAAUGCAGGGGGGAUGGGAAACAAGCUGGAAAGAAGAUUGUCUGUGAUGAAAUCAGCCAAUAACAUGUCCAUGUUGUUGAGGAGCCAAACAGGGGAUUUCGAUCAUAAUCGUUGGUUGUUUGAGACAAAAGGUAAAUAUGGUAUUGGAAAUGCGUUUUGGUCGGAGGGAGGUGAUGGAUACGACAGUGGGGUGACCAUGUCUGAUUUUCUUGAUAAGCCAUGGAAGCCUUUAACUAGAAAGGUGAAGGUUCCGGCCGGUGUUCUCAGUCCUUACAGGUUAUUGAUCGCUAUCCGGUUGAUAGUUCUAGGAUUUUUUCUAUCAUGGAGAGUUCGAAACCCUAACGAGGAUGCAAUGGUGUUAUGGGGUUUAUCCAUAGUUUGUGAAAUCUGGUUUGCUUUCUCUUGGUUGCUUGAUAUUUUACCCAAGUUCAACCCAAUAAAUCGAGCUACUGAUCUCGGUGCUUUACGUGACAAGUUUGAGCAGGCUUCCCCCUCAAACCCAACCUGCCGUUCUGAUCUCCCUGGGGUUGAUGUGUUUGUCUCCACAGCUGAUCCAGACAAGGAACCUCCUCUUGUCACUGCAAAUACCAUUUUGUCAAUCCUUGCCGUUGACUACCCGGUGGAGAAGCUAUCAGCUUAUAUAUCCGAUGAUGGUGGUGCCAUUCUCACAUUUGAGGCCAUGGCGGAGGCUGUUCGCUUUGCUGAGAUUUGGGUUCCCUUUUGUCGAAAACAUGAAAUUGAACCCAGGAACCCGGACAGCUACUUUAACCUAAAAACAGACCCAACCAAGAACAAGAAAAGACCUGAUUUUGUCAAAGACCGACGUUGGAUUAAAAGAGAAUAUGAUGAGUUCAAGGUUAGAAUAAAUGGUUUACCUGAUGCAAUACGUAAGAGGAGUGAACAGUACAACUCCAAGGAGGAAGCGAAGGAAAAAAAGAUAGCAAGAGAGAAAAAUGGCGGCCAACUACCGCCCGAGGGAGUGCAAGUUCCCAAAGCGACAUGGAUGGCUGAUGGGACUCAUUGGCCAGGUACAUGGCUUAACCCAACAGCAGAUCACACUAAAGGAGAUCACGCUGGAAUCUUACAAAUUAUGAGCAAAGUUCCAGAAAAUGAUCCAGUUAUGGGAUACCCAGAUGAGAAAAGGUUGGAUUUCACUGGAGUUGAUAUUCGAGUUCCAAUGUUUGCUUACGUUUCCCGUGAGAAACGGCCUGGUUAUGACCAUAACAAGAAAGCUGGAGCCAUGAACGCUAUGGUUAGAGCUUCAGCAAUAUUAUCCAAUGGUCCAUUCAUACUCAAUCUAGACUGUGAUCAUUAUAUAUAUAACUCUAAAGCUAUAAGAGAAGGGAUGUGUUUCAUGAUGGACCGUGGCGGUGAUCGGAUAUGUUACAUCCAAUUCCCACAAAGAUUUGAAGGUAUUGAUCCAUCAGAUCGAUAUGCAAAUCAUAACACCGUCUUCUUUGAUGGAAACAUGCGAGCUCUUGAUGGUCUACAAGGGCCUGUAUACGUGGGAACAGGGUGUAUGUUCCGGCGAUAUGCACUCUAUGGCUUUAACCCACCGAGGGCAAAUGAAUAUCUAGGCAUGUUCGGACAAGUCAAGAGCAAAGUCCAUGUACGAGGUGGGUCUAGUACAGAGGAAGAUCUUGACUCGCAACCCUUAAAUCAACACCCUGAUUUGGGUCUCCCUAAAAUGUUUGGCAACUCAUCUGUUUUCACAGAUUCUAUAGCUGUUGCAGAGUUUCAAGGACGCCCACUUGCUGAUCAUAUUUCGAUCAAGAACGGACGACCUCCUGGUGCAUUGCUUGCUCCACGUCCGCCAUUAGAUGCUCCUACAGUAGCUGAAGCAAUUGCUGUAAUUUCGUGCUGGUAUGAAGACAAGACUGAGUGGGGAGAUAGAAUAGGAUGGAUUUAUGGGUCUGUUACAGAAGAUGUGGUGACAGGUUACCGGAUGCACAACCGUGGGUGGCGAUCAGUUUACUGCAUCACAAAACGUGAUGCAUUUCGUGGUACAGCGCCGAUUAAUCUUACAGACCGGCUGCACCAGGUCCUUCGGUGGGCAACUGGUUCAGUGGAGAUCUUCUUUUCUAAAAAUAAUGCGUUGCUUGCAAGUAAACGUCUUAAGUUUCUCCAACGCAUUGCUUACCUCAACGUGGGUAUCUACCCAUUUACCUCCAUAUUCUUGGUGGUUUAUUGUUUCCUUCCUGCCAUUUCUCUCUUCACCGGACAAUUCAUUGUCCAGGGGCUUGAUGUUGCCUUCCUUACUUACCUCCUCACCAUUACUGUCACACUCACUCUCAUCUCCCUCCUGGAAGUGAAAUGGUCUGGGAUUGGAUUAGAGGAAUGGUGGCGUAACGAGCAGUUUUGGGUGAUUGGUGGGACCAGUGCUCAUCUAACAGCAGUGAUUCAAGGCCUGCUUAAAGUCAUUGCUGGAAUUGAAAUUUCCUUCAAGCUCACAUCAAAGUCAGCAUCAGAAGAUGAUGAAGAUUUAUACGCAGAGUUGUACUUGGUGAAAUGGACGAGUCUGUUCAUAAUGCCAUUGACAAUCAUCGUGGUAAACCUUAUAGCCAUAGUUAUGGGUUGUGCAAGGAACUUGUACAGUGUGAUACCACAAUGGAGUAAAUUGAUGGGAGGUAUAUUCUUCAGCUUCUGGGUGUUGGCUCAUAUGUACCCUUUUGCAAAAGGGUUGAUGGGUAGAAGGGGAAGAGUACCUACAAUUGUUUACGUUUGGUCAGGCCUACUUUCCAUUACGCUAUCUUUACUGUGGAUAUCCAUUAGCCCUCCCGAUGAUACUUCCACCAGUUCUAGUGGAAAAAUACAAGUAUAUUCUUGA
This is a messenger RNA of Carica papaya (papaya), 3156 nucleotides long. RefSeq names its product cellulose synthase-like D1 (gene CSLD1). Gene Ontology annotation, cellular component: membrane. Gene Ontology annotation, molecular function: cellulose synthase (UDP-forming) activity. The record is from RefSeq and is a predicted model, not a curated record. Gene Ontology annotation, biological process: cellulose biosynthetic process. Lineage: Eukaryota; Viridiplantae; Streptophyta; Magnoliopsida; Brassicales; Caricaceae.